GCAGGGAGUUAGAUAGAGAGACAGCGGGAAAGGGAGAAACAGAGAGACAGAGACAGAGGGAGUGUGGACACUAAAUAAGGUUUUGAAAGAAACUGGGAGCUGUCAGUGUAAGCCUGACUGAGUUACAAGAAAGGACCCUUGCAGGGAGAGAAGAAAUUGACUGUUUAACGAACACAGAGCCCCGGAGAGUCCGUAUCGCAGCGUGGGCCUGCACUAACUUGAACUUUCUGUGUGAGAGAGGAGUGCCAAACAGUGCUGACUAACUGGCCUCUCCACAGAAUAAAACUCCACUGCUUUUUCUCGUCUGUUGAAUGCAAUAGCCUGUGGUUUGCAGAAGGGGUCAUUUAUCCUGAAACAUGGCCAUGGACAACGCUGAGCAUUACACAUCCCUGCAUGAGUUUACUGAGGAGCACUCGCCCAGAGGUAAAACUCCUAUUCUCUACACCUCCACUGAAGGUGCCUCUGGGGUGAAGAGGGGGGUGGAGUGCCUGCGUGGUCAGACUGCCCUGGUUGUGUUCACUGUCUUGCUGGCCUCAGUUUGUGCCAAUAUUGUACUGGGCGUUCUAUUAUUCAACAGAUCUUAUGACAGUACAUCUCAAAUACCGAGUCAAAAUCCAAAUGACUUAUCACCAGUGUUGAAACUGAACUCCAUGCAGACACGAUACAACCGUCUGUGCAAGGACUAUUCAGACCUGGGAGACAGCUGUUCCAAGACAGUGAGGAAGUGCAGUCCUUGUCCAGAAGGCUGGUUGCAUUUGGAGGAUAAGUGUUACCACUUCAGCCCUGAUAAAAUGGACUGGGAGAAGAGCAGGGAGAGCUGUGACAUCAUAGGCAGCCAUUUAGCCAUCUUAUACAGUCACACGCAGCAUGACUUACUGGAGGUCGAGGCAAAGAAGAUUGGAGGCUUUGACUAUCACUUUUGGAUCGGUUUGUCAGACAUGGAGACGGAGGGAAUCUGGAAAUGGGUGGACAACAGGAUUGUCAAUGACACGUACUGGAGCCAAUGGGAGUCGGAACCAAACAACCACCAGUCGGGAGGUAUCCAUGGAGAAGACUGCGCAGUUCUGGACUCCCGCUCUAAGUCCUGGUUUGAUGUGCCCUGCGAUCACAUCUACAAGCGCAUCUGUCAAAUGGAUGCUUUUGACAUUGAUUGAGCUUGACUGAAUGACAACCCUUUUUUUCUCUGCUCCUGACAGAAAAAAUGAUACUGUAAUUCUGGUACUAGCUUUUUUUACUUCCAAAAAUAAAUUCCUGAAAAAUCUCAA
Molecule: messenger RNA, 1265 nt
Organism: Clupea harengus (Atlantic herring)
Lineage: Eukaryota; Metazoa; Chordata; Actinopteri; Clupeiformes; Clupeidae
Gene: cldc1
Product: C-type lectin domain containing 1
Source: RefSeq, a predicted model, not a curated record